AUGAUAUUUGGCAUUGAUGUCCAGGAUGAUGCUCUUCUGUUGGCACAAGGAACGAGCUGUGCCCUUGUAUUUACAAAGCAACUGUACGAAGUAAACUGUGAGGAAAACACCUAUAUAGGCACAAUCAUAUUAACAGUAAACGCCAGUGACGCGGACACCGGCCCGCCUGGAGAUUUGGUGUUUAGUAUAGACCCUCCUAACCCCUGGUUUACAACUGACAAUGAGGGUAAUGUCAAAGUGAAUGCCAAGCUUGACGCCGAGGAUCCCAGGCUACCAAGAGUAGUAAGGUUCGUGGUCAGUGCUACUGACCAGGCCCAGCCUUCGCUCACCGCUAAGGCCGAUGUGGUCAUCAAUAUCAUCGACGUGAACGACCAUCGACCAAAGUGGAGUAAGACUCUCUACUCUGCCACGUUGACGGACGGCGAUCCUCCGAACAAAAGCGUCAUUCACACGAAUGCCACGGACGGUGACAGAGACGCCACGUUGGUUUUUAAAUUCCACCUAGCCGAGUCUUUCCUGGCGAUUAACAGGUCAACAGGGGAGAUAACCACUACCAAAACGAUUGUAAUGUCGGACGUCUUGGCGGAUAAAGGCUCUCCCAAUUUCGUUGUCAACCUCCGAGCCGACGACGGCCUGUACGUGGAGGGCGCACCGGUUUUGAUCAUAGUAUACGCAAAGGACCCUACCAAUACGGCCAUGAAUGACAGUCUUGUGGUGAACGUCAUACUGACCCCGCCUGGAUUCACCGGAAACAACGUACCCGGUGUCUCUGGUUUGGUAGACUGCUCCCAGGCACCGUUACCUAACAACUACGAUCCUAGUUUUUCGGAGAAUGUCUACGACAUAAAGGUGUACGAAAACGUCUCUAUAAACACCGUCAUUAAGACUUUGUCAGCCAGUGACCCGGACCGAGGCCAAAGCGGUAUUGUCACCUACAAUUUGAAUUCUCCCUACCUCACCAUAGAGCCAUCCGGUAACAUUUCCAUCAUCAAAGAUGUGGACUUUGAAAACCCCUCGGAAAGAAGAAUCUGCGCUGACGUUACGGCCACAGAUUUGGGCACGCCUCCUAGGAGUGCAACAACAACGGUCUGUUUGAACGUGAUGAAUAUUAAUGAUAAUAGACCUGAAUUUGGUGCCACGGGCUACACGGCCAGUGUAAAGGAAGGCGAUCCUCCCGGCACCUCUGUGGCUAAUAUUACCGCCUCGGAUAAAGACGAUGACACACUGCGCUUCUCACUGCUGGGUCAGCAGGACUACUUCUCCAUUAAUCCCACAACAGGGGAGAUAACUGUCGCCAAAGCUAUAGACGUGGCCGACCUUCUUCAGGGUUCCACCGGUGACAUCGUCUCUCUCAUGGUCAGAGUAACAGAUGGAAUUUUCACAAAUGACGUCACUGUUACAGUAAAGGUUGAAGACAAGAACAGAUAUCCACCCGUGUUUGACGUCCCAGUAUACAACGUGACGGUCGAAGAGAACAGAUCUGGUGUAGGCCUGGUGACGGUCCGAGCCACUGACAACCGAGAGGUGCCUCACCAGCAAGUAACCUACCUCUUGGGAAACGUACCUAGUCUAGGGUUGAUAUCUAUAAACCCAACGUCAGGAACGGUAACUCUGGUGGCGCCUCUGGACAGAGAAGGUCCACUGGGUGACAGACUUAGCCUCCUUUUGUACGCCGUUGACGACGGUAACCCUGGCCCGGUGAUGACUGGCACAGCUACUCUCUCCAUCACCGUGACUGAUGUCAAUGACAACCCUCCCAGAUACGACACCGACUCCUACAACCUCCUGUUACCACAGACGUAUACUUCCGGCCAGCGGUACGCAACUUCCACAGCAACUGACCUUGACAUUGGUGAGAACGCAAGGAUAGAGUACGAGUUGAUCUCCAGUGCAAGCGGGGCGUUCAGACUGGAUAAAGAUACGAGUGAGAUAACCACCGUGGCGGACUGGUGGAGACGACUGUGUAAAGACCGUCAGCUGCUUCUCGCAAAAGGUCAGUUCAUCCACAAUCACUUCCGUUGUAUUUUACGGCAUCACAAAGGUCUUAGGGUCCGGGCAUUUAACCCGAAUAUGCCCUCAAGAAAUGAAGUGUUGGAUAUCAAUAUGGCCCUUCUACGUCCUGGGGACGAUGGUAGCUCCAUACAGGAUGUUUUACGUUUGGCGGACUGUUCCACUGCCUCAUCCCCCAACGUGCACCCGCCAAAAUUCUCCCGGCAGACAUACGAGGUUAACAUCACUGAGAACAUGCCUGUCAAUUACGUGCUGCUUGUGACGUCCGCCAGUGACGCGGACAGCGGGCUCAGUGGCAAAGUUGUGUACACCGUUAAUUCUCCUUAUUUUAACAUAGGACCUUCUGGAAACAUUUCAACCAGUACAGUGCUGGAUUUUGAAAACCCAUCGGAAAGGAGAAUAUGUUUUGAGGUAAUGGCCACGGAUCUGGGCGUUCCACCCAUGAGCGCAACAGCAGCAGUCUGCGUGACGGUGACGAACCUGAAC
This is a messenger RNA of Liolophura sinensis, 2496 nucleotides long. RefSeq names its product protocadherin-like wing polarity protein stan. The record is from RefSeq and is a predicted model, not a curated record. The transcript is spliced from 9 exons. Gene Ontology annotation, biological process: homophilic cell-cell adhesion. The annotation marks the transcript as partial. NCBI's taxonomy places the organism in Eukaryota, Metazoa, Mollusca, Polyplacophora, Chitonida, Chitonidae. Gene Ontology annotation, cellular component: plasma membrane. Gene Ontology annotation, molecular function: calcium ion binding.